AUGGCAGAUGAAAUUCCUGUGCUACCCCUUGAGACGGCAUACGAAGUUCCAUGUUAUGAAGGCACAGGCCACAACCAGAGGACUUAUAAACAGUCAGAGCCUGAAAAGUCCUUCAGUUCAUUAAUGCUGUUGCCCUUGCCUCGGAAACGCAUAUCAUACAUGACAGAGACAACAGAGUCCAGGCUGCGAGACAACCUGACAGAGCGACAGAAACAGCACUCCAAUGAAGCUGCGAUCAUCACUAUCCCUGAUGAAAACAAACAGCAAAUUGAGAAUAUAUGUAAAAAAGUUCGCCAGUUCCUAGAUGACAGCGAACAGACAGAGUUGGAGAUCGAUCGCUGCAACGCUUUCGUACGAAGACUGCUUUUCCAGGAACUCGGCUCACGUUUUAAGAAAGAAGCCUAUGUUGAGACAAAGAUAUUGGACAAUAAGGAUAGGGUGCUAAAGGUAUCGAAAUUGACGUCAGAUAACGACGUCAAGAACCGUGAUGCGCAAAAGAAAGAGAAGGAAUGGGAGGACUUUGAGGACGCCGUUGGAUUCUCUAAGGUUGCAAGGAUGAUCAGUCAGUCAGAAAAGCUAGUAGUGGGGCACAACAUGUUAUUGGACGUCCUGCACACGUUGAAUCACUUCUUCCAUCCACUGCCUGCCGAUUACGCCAGCUUCAAAGAAUUUGCGCAUUGCAUGUUCCCUAGACUUCUAGAUACCAAGUACAUGUCAAGUCUGCCGCCGUUCAAGGAUAAAGUGAACUCUAGUGUCCUGCACCACUUAUUGUCUACGUUAUCGGAACCACCAUUCUCACUUCCUAAAGCCGGGUCCCUAGAAGGCCGUGGUUACUGCCAGUCGGACGAGAAACUUCACGAGGCAGGCUACGACGCGUACGUGACGGGCCUGUGCUUCCUCGCGAUGCACGCGCACCUAUCGCGCAUGCGCGGUGACGUCAUCGGGCGCGUAUGCAACUCCGCGGUCGCACUAAAGCCCUUCGUCAACAAGAUCUACUUAUCCAAGACCGCCCAUCAAGACUCGCCCUACAUGAACUUCUCGGGUGCUGACCCAUCACCAUCGCGGGAACACGUCUUCCAUUUGACAUUCCCGAAAGAAUGGCAGCGGAAUGACCUUAAUCAACUGUUCAGCCCGUUUGGUCCUAUAACAGUCCAGUUUCUGGACGACACGUCAGCGCUGGUGGCACUGUCGCGGCGCGAGCAGGCGCGCGACGUGCAGCGUGCGCUCGCGCACAACAGCCGCAUCUCCCUCGUACCGUAUGCGCGGUACAAGCUGCCCGCCAAGGUCAGUCGGAUACACAAGGAAUCCGAAACCUUCAAACACAUUUCACAUUCUCUGCUGAACGCAAACUCACCAGAUGCAACAAGAAUGCGUCUAGUGAAUUCAUCCUCCGCGUCUCGGACCCAGCUGGGACAACGAGUGGAACGGCCGCGCUCCAACAGCAUGUCCUCCUCGCUGCCGCAGCCCACUACGCGCAAGCGGACUUCCUCAGGUGUCUUCCAGGUUGACGAGGCAGAACCGCCGCCGAAGAAAUCCGAGCUGCUCAAGUCUACUUCAGGCGACGAAAAGAAGAAGGAAAUUCUUCGAAAAAAAUCUGACAUCAGUCAAAAUGGUCGACGGAAAGAAGAUCCAGAAAAAGACAAAGAAACGAGUAAAAGUACGGAUCGAAAAAUUGUAGAUAAAAAAGAAAAGGGACUUGAAAAGAAAGAUAAAGAUAAAGGAUUGGACAAAGAUAAAAAGAUUAUUGAUAAAUUUGACAGCAGCGCGAAAUCGGCGUGCGUGUCCGCUUUCAAAGAAAGCGAUAGUUGGGAUUAAGUGUAAUUUAAUAAAUGU
Hyposmocoma kahamanoa is the source of this 1833-nucleotide messenger RNA. It is a transcript of the gene Parn, whose product is annotated as poly(A)-specific ribonuclease PARN-like. Gene Ontology annotation, biological process: nuclear-transcribed mRNA poly(A) tail shortening. The coding region runs from base 1 to 1815 and encodes 604 amino acids. The record is from RefSeq and is a predicted model, not a curated record. NCBI's taxonomy places the organism in Eukaryota, Metazoa, Arthropoda, Insecta, Lepidoptera, Cosmopterigidae. Gene Ontology annotation, cellular component: cytoplasm; nucleus. Gene Ontology annotation, molecular function: metal ion binding; RNA binding; poly(A)-specific ribonuclease activity. The transcript has 13 exons.